Vicugna pacos (alpaca) is the source of this 1746-nucleotide messenger RNA. Its product is annotated as cationic amino acid transporter 3-like. NCBI's taxonomy places the organism in Eukaryota, Metazoa, Chordata, Mammalia, Artiodactyla, Camelidae. The record is from RefSeq and is a predicted model, not a curated record. Gene Ontology annotation, cellular component: plasma membrane. Gene Ontology annotation, biological process: transmembrane transport; amino acid transport. Gene Ontology annotation, molecular function: amino acid transmembrane transporter activity.
AACCUGGUGGCCUUGGGUGUGGGCAACACCCUGGGGGCUGGCAUCUACAUCCUGGUUGGUGGAGUGGCCAAGCACAUAGCUGGACCAGCAAUUGUCGUCUGCUUCCUGGUGGCCGCCCUGUCUUCUGUGUUGUCUGGGCUCUGCUAUGCGGAGUUUGGGGCCCGGGUACCACGUUCUGGGUCUGCGUACCUCUACAGCUAUGUCACAGUGGGAGAACUGUGUGCCUACAUCACUGGCUGGAACCUCAUACUGUCCUUAGUCAUUGCCGUAGCAAGUGUGGCCAGGGCCUGGAGCUACACCUUUGACAGCCUGAUUGGGAACCACAUCUCUCAGGGCCUGCAGGAAACGUUCUCUCCUCAUAUGCCCUCUUUCCUGGCCGUGUACCCAGACUUUGUGGUGCUGGGCCUGGUGCUGCUGAUGACUGGAGCGCUGGUUCUGGGAGCUCGAGAGUCGGCCCUGGUUACCAAAGUGUUCACAGGCCUGAACCUUUUGGUUCUCGGCUUCAUCAUCCUCUCUGGCUUCAUUAAGGGAGACCUGCACAACUGGCAGCUCAUGGAGCAGGAAUAUAACUUGACAGCACCUGGACCCAGUGGCACCUACAGCUUGGGCCCUCUGGGUUCUGGAGGGUUUGUGCCUUUUGGCUUUGAUGGGAUUCUCCAAGGAGCAGCUACAUGUUUCUACGCAUUUGUUGGCUUUGAAGAUAUUGCCACUAAAGGGGAGGAAGCCCAGAAUCCUCAGCGCUCCAUCCCCUUGAGCAUCAUGAUCUCUAUCUUCAUCUGCUUUUUGGCGUAUUUUGGCGUCUCAGUGUCACUCACCCUCAUGGUGCCAUACUACCAGAUUGACCCCGAGAGCCCCUUGCCGCAGGCUCUUCUCCACGUUGGGUGGGCUCCUGCCGGCCAUGUGGUGGCUGUCGGCACCCUCUGUGCACUUGCACGCAGCCUCCUGGGUGUCAUGUUUUUCAUACCUCAGUUGAUCUACACAAUGGCAAAGGACGGGCUGCUUUUCCAAGGACUUGCCCAGACCCAUGCUCACACACGCAUGCCCAUCGUGGCCACCUUGGUUUCUGGAAAUCUUGCAGGGAUCAUGGCGUUACUCUUUGAGUUCAGUGAUCUUGUGGUCCUCGUGUCAGUUGGGACCCUGCUGGCUUACUCCCUGUUAGCUCUUUCUGUUCUCGUUAUCAGGUACCAGCCAGACCGGAAUUUAAGCAAGAGUGAGAAAACAAGGGAGAACAUUGGGAUGAAGCAUCAACGUGGAAACUCAAACAUUCUAAAGACUCUGUGUGACCCUAUGAACACCAGCCCCUCUCAGAAAUCUGGCUGGAUUGUCUACAGAUGUGCCUUACUGCUUGUUCCCCUGCUGACGGCCCUGAGCCUGGUGCUGGCCCAGUGGCCCCGCCGUGUGUUCUCUGGAGACCCCGUCUGCACAACGGUGGCUGUGCUGCUGCUGGUGCUCAUCGCCGGGGUCACUGUCACCAUCUGGAGGCAGCCCCAGGGCCCCACUCCUCCUCCCUUCAAGGUGCCUGCUCUGCCUGUCCUCCCACUGCUGAGCAUCUUCGUGAAUGUCCACUUGAUGAUGCAGAUGACCACUCGGACCUGGGCCCAGUUUGGUGUCUGGAAUGCCAUUGGUCUCGCCAUAUACUUUGGAUAUGGGAUCCGACACAGCUCGGCGGGGACCACUGAUCCACAGCCUCCAGCCUCCGACUCACAGACUCUUGACAAUAACAUCCCUGGUGAUGAAUCCUCUUAA